This is a messenger RNA of Australozyma saopauloensis, 474 nucleotides long. RefSeq lists its product as uncharacterized. The transcript has a single exon. NCBI's taxonomy places the organism in Eukaryota, Fungi, Ascomycota, Pichiomycetes, Serinales, Metschnikowiaceae. The record is from RefSeq and is a predicted model, not a curated record. Bases 1 to 474 code for a protein of 157 amino acids.
AUGCAAAGAAUUGGCCCAAUGUCGCAGACUCUGGUCUUGGGAAGUUGGAUUACUCUAUGGGAACGUCAAGUCAAUGGGUGUAGUGCAAAUUACGCCACGAGCACGAAACAAAAGAGGAAAUGGACAGGGGAAGAGCGGUUAGGAGCACACGCGCAAUUUGAUUGGACAGCAGCAAAGAUCCGUGUAGAAGUGCAAUCCGAUUCUUUUCCUCUAGUAUUGGUCUACCUUCGACAAGCAAGUGUGGGUGUGCGUGCACGGUGCCGGAUACCGUGGCCCGGUAUAGGAGGCGAGAUAGCGAUAGGACAGGACGGGAAACAGAUAAGGUUUCUGCGGGCACGGUUAGGAGCGAGGACGGCGGAAAUGGGUGCGGGUGUAGGAAAUUUGGAUCAUUUUUCCCGAUGCGGGUGUGGUUGCGAGCUUUUGGCCGAAUGUGUGGGCUGUGAUUGGAGGGCGCCUAGUGGUGUUGUAGGAUAG